Phyllostomus hastatus (greater spear-nosed bat) is the source of this 1755-nucleotide messenger RNA. RefSeq names its product trafficking protein particle complex subunit 2 (gene TRAPPC2). Lineage: Eukaryota; Metazoa; Chordata; Mammalia; Chiroptera; Phyllostomidae. Bases 155 to 577 code for a protein of 140 amino acids. The record is from RefSeq and is a predicted model, not a curated record. Gene Ontology annotation, biological process: endoplasmic reticulum to Golgi vesicle-mediated transport. Gene Ontology annotation, cellular component: cytoplasm; TRAPP complex; nucleus. The transcript has 5 exons.
CCCCGCCCUAGUGUCGCGAGAGCGUAACGGCGGAGUCUCGCGAGGACUGUGAGGCGGUCCUAACCGAAGCUGCGGAAGGCGGGUCGCUGCCGCGGGAACUCCCUGGAUAUUUACAUUGUCUGCCUCUCGGCGCAGGAGCCAUAACUUGAAGACAAUGUCUGGAAGCUUCUACUUUGUCAUUGUUGGCCACCACGAUAAUCCAGUUUUUGAAAUGGAGUUUUUGCCAGCUGGAAAAGCAGAAUCCAAAGACGACCAUCGUCACCUGAACCAGUUCAUAGCUCACGCGGCCCUCGACCUGGUAGAUGAGAACAUGUGGCUGUCCAACAGCAUGUACUUGAAAACUGUGGACAAGUUCAAUGAGUGGUUCGUUUCGGCAUUUGUUACUGCGGGUCAUAUGAGAUUCAUUAUGCUUCAUGACAUAAGGCAAGAAGAUGGAAUAAAGAACUUCUUUACUGAUGUCUAUGAUUUAUACAUAAAGUUUGCAAUGAAUCCCUUUUAUGAACCCAAUUCUCCUAUUCGAUCCAGUGCAUUUGACAGAAAAGUCCAGUUUCUGGGGAAGAAACACCUUUUAAGCUGAAUGCAGGAAAAUUCGGAAAUAAUCACCACAAUGGGGUAUACUCAGGAAUGUGUACAUUGUAAGUUACUUGAUUAAAUAGACUGGAAAAGUUUUACUUGUAGUCUCAAUCUAUCUAAACCUAAUGAAAUUACUUUCAUAGUUAAAAAUAGUGCAUUCACUUUCUUAGAAUUAGCAGUAGAUCAAUAUUUGUUGAGGAAUAGUUAUUUAUAAGGCGUUCUUUAUCCAUAACCUUGAAAUACCUUUAUUUUAAAAAUGGAAAAUAAGCUUUUGACUUCCACAUUCAGAUAGCUUGACCUUGAUGUAACAGCCCCGAACCAAAUGCCAUUGUCAGGAUGUGGAAGACAGUCAAGCGUCUGCGUUGUGGAGUGAAGUUGAUAGUAGGGACACGGGCUUACCUAUACAUCCGGGGAUGUUAUAGAAAUGUAUAGGCACUAUGCAUAGCAUUACUCAAGGUGCUGAAGCAAACAGCUUUUGCAGCAUCCAAUGCCACAUGCCUGCCUGCCUGCCUGCAACUGGGGACAGUGAUCCCGCUGUCACUCUGGAAUCCAGGAUCCAUGUCUGGAAAAUGAGAGACUGGGCCCAAAGUGCCGGGCGGUGUUCUUUUAUUUCCUUUCCCUUAGACUGUAUAUUAUUCAGGGGUGUCCAACCUGAUGCCCGUGGACCGCAUGCAGCCCAUGAUGGCUAUGCCGCCCAACACAAAAUGGUCAAUUUACUUACAACAUGAGAUUUGUGUGUGUGAGUGUGCGCUUGCAUGUUGCAGUGUAUUUAAUGUGUGGUCCAGAGAUGCCAAAAGGUCGGACACCCUUGGAAAUUAAUCUGUUGGAAUGUGUGCUAGUACAAAGUUGUAAGGCAAUUUUAGAGUUGUAAACAAAGAAAAGCUUGUAUUAUAUUAACCUUUGCACUCCAAGUUGUACACCGGAGGGGGCAGGAGUGGUCUCUUGUACUGUAACAUGUGUGGGGUUUUACUGUGAGCCAGUAAAUGUCAAGCAAAAGGCAAGUAAUAUAACCACAGAUUUCCUGUGCUGAUCAUGAGCACUUGAAGAGUUUUGUUCCAUUCUGCAUAACUUGCACAAGUAAUUGUAAGUUCGGUCUUAUAUGUUUGUGUUGAAGUUACUACCAUCAUUUUUCCCCUAUCCAUUUUUUUUUUUGACUUCUUAAAUAAAGAUGUUUGUCCAAGA